GGGAACACAGACACAAGUGAGAGAUACCACUGCAGCACCUGACAGAGGACACUACUCUAGAGAAAACACAGGCAUCAGUUGUGAUCAGGCGGGACCAGCACCUCACUCCCAAUACUCAUGGCAACGAAGGUGCAACUCCAAGUGAAUGAUAGACAAGGAAAGUUGUCGGCAGCCAGGGAGCAUGUGCAUGCAGUGACAAGAGACUACAUCUGUCAGCCCAGACUCACUUACAGAACCAUCUCAGCUGUGAACGGUCCACUGGUGGUUCUCGAUAAUGUUAAGUUCCCGAAAUACGCGGAGAUUGUGAACUUCACCCUGCCGGAUCGCAGUGAGCGCAGUGGCCAGGUGUUGGAGGUGGUCGGAUCCAAGGCAGUGGUUCAGGUAUUUGAAGGAACGUCAGGCAUCGACGCCAAACUGACAGCCUGUGAAUUCACCGGAGACAUCCUGCGUGCCCCAGUGUCGGAGGAUAUGCUGGGUCGGGUGUUUAAUGGAUCGGGAAAGCCGAUCGAUAAGGGACCUGCUGUAGUGGCAGAGGACUUCCUCGAUAUAAAUGGCCAACCGAUAAACCCACAGUCUCGGAUUUACCCUGAAGAAAUGAUUCAGACUGGGAUAUCGCCGAUUGAUGUGAUGAACAGUAUCGCCCGAGGUCAGAAGAUUCCCAUUUUCUCAGCAGCCGGACUCCCGCACAAUGAGAUUGCUGCUCAGAUCUGCAGGCAGGCCGGCCUGGUCAAGAAAGCCAAGCAUGUGGUGGAUUACAGUGAGGACAACUUUGCCAUUGUCUUUGCAGCGAUGGGGGUGAACAUGGAGACGGCUCGGUUCUUUAAGUCGGAUUUUGAAGAGAAUGGCACCAUGGAUAAUGUCUGUCUGUUCCUCAAUCUCGCCAAUGACCCAACGAUUGAACGGAUUAUUACUCCCCGCUUGGCCCUGACUGCGGCUGAGUUCCUGGCCUAUCAGUGUGAGAAGCAUGUGCUGGUCAUCCUGACGGAUAUGAGCUCAUACGCAGAGGCUCUGCGGGAGGUGUCUGCAGCCCGUGAGGAGGUUCCUGGGAGACGGGGAUUCCCUGGUUACAUGUACACCGACUUGGCGACGAUCUACGAGAGGGCGGGCCGUGUGGAGGGGAGGAAUGGCUCGAUCACCCAAAUCCCCAUCCUCACCAUGCCGAAUGACGAUAUCACUCACCCAAUCCCAGAUCUAACAGGAUUCAUCACUGAAGGUCAGAUCUACGUGGACAGGCAGUUACACAACAGGCAGAUCUACCCACCAAUCAAUGUGCUCCCCUCGCUUUCCCGCUUAAUGAAAUCAGCUAUAGGGGAGGGGAUGACUCGCAAAGACCACGCCGACGUGUCCAAUCAGCUGUAUGCCUGCUAUGCCAUUGGAAAGGACGUCCAAGCUAUGAAGGCCGUGGUGGGUGAAGAGGCUUUGACCUCUGAUGACCUCCUGUACCUGGAAUUUCUGCAGAAGUUUGAGAAGAAUUUCAUUGCCCAAGGACCUUAUGAGAACCGGUCAAUCUUCGACUCCCUGGACAUCGGGUGGCAGCUGCUACGGAUUUUCCCGAAGGAGAUGCUGAAGAGGAUUCCGGGGAAUAUUGUGUCUGAGUUCUAUCCGCGGGAGUCCCGGGAGAACAAGGAGGAGAGCAGUACCCACCUGUGAGGAACUCCCACCCCACCCUCUACCUCUCCCUCGCUGACCAUUUGCCCCCUUCUUCAAGGCCAGGAAACACCCUCUGUCUGCUCCCCUCACUCCCUCCACACCGCGUCCCCUCACUCCCCCUCCCUCACUCCCCCCACACUCCCUCCCCUCACUCCCCCCACUCCCCCUCCCUCACUCCCCCCACACCCCCUCCCCUCACUCCCCCUCCCCUCACUCCCCCCAAUCCCGCUCCCCUCACUUCCCCAACUCCCCUUCCCCUCACUCACCCACUCCCCCUCCCCUCACUCCCCUUCCCCUCGCUCCCCCCACUCCCCUUCCCCUCACUCACCCACUCCCCUUCCCCUCACUCCCCCCACUCCCCUUCCCCUCACUCCCCCCACUCCCCUCCCCCUCACUCCUCCCACUCCCCUUCCCCUCACUCCCCCCACUCCCCUUCCCCUCACUCCCCCCACUCCCCUUCCCCUCACUCACCCCACACCCCCUCCCCUCACUACCCCACACCCCCUCCCCUCACUCCCCUUCCCCUCACUCCCUGAUCCCCUCACUCACCCACUCCCCCUCCCCUCACUCCCCCCACUCCCCUUCCCCUCACUCCCUGAUCCCCUCACUCACCCACUCCCCCUCCCCUCACUCCCCCCACUCCCCUUCCCCUCACUCACCCACUCCCCCUCCCCUCACUCCCCCCCACUCCCCUUCCCCUCACUCCCCCCACUCCCCUCCCCCUCACUCACCCACUCCCCCUCCCCUCACUCCCCCCACUCCCCUUCCCCUCACUCCCCCCACUCCCCUUCCCCUCACUCCCCCCACACCCCCUCCCCUCACUACCCCACACCCCCUCCCCUCACUCCCCUUCCCCUCACUCCCUGAUCCCCUCACUCACCCACUCCGGCUCCCCUCACUCACCCAUUCCCCCUCCCCUCACUCCCCCACUCCCUGCUCCCCUCACUCUUUCUGUUCCCCGCACUCCCUGCUUCCUUCACUCACCCAUUCCCCCUCCCCCCACUCACCCACUCCCCCCUCACUCCGUCCUCAAUCCCCCUCCCCUCCCUCACUCCGCCCUCACUGCCUCACUCCGUUUCCCUCACUCCCCCACUCCGUCCCUCUCACUCCACUCGCACUCCAUCACUCCCUCUCCCCCACCCCUCACUCCCUCCCCCACCCCCCCACUCCACCUCCCCUCACACCCUCCCCCUCACCUGGCCCUCACUCCCCCACCCCACUCUCUCCCCUCCCCCACUCCCCCCAUUUGCCCUCCCUUACUCCUGCUCACUUUGCCAGGACAAUCCCACUUACUCCCCCUCCUCCCCCCCGACAUCCCCCCUCUCACCCACUCCCCCCACCCCACUCCCCUCACCUCUGCUCCUAUCACACUCCCGCCCCUCACUCUCUCCUCCCCCUUUUCUACGGCCUCAGUUCCCCCCAUUCCUCUCCUCUUGCCCCCACCUCACCCCACUUGCCCUCUCUCCCCACUCCUAACUCCUUCCCUUAGUCCCCCUUUCUCUCCCCACCACCCCUCACCACACCGCCCCUCCUUCCACUCCCCUCACCCACCUCUCCUCGCUCCCUGUCCCCUCACUGCUCCCUCACACUCCCUCUCCCCUCACUCUCCUCCUCUCGCUGCCUUCCCCUCACACCACUCACUCCCCACACUCUCCCCUCCAUCACUUCCCCACCUCAACCCCUCAAACAUUUUGCUGUGCCCUCCUUCACUGCUGACUCCCUCACAUUCCCUGCCCCCUCCCAUGAUCCUCUGUCCCCUUGUCUCUACCUCCAUCACCCACUCUUCCCACAAUUCCCUGUGCUGACACAACAUGGAACAAUGUUUUGUUCAAACUCAAUCUUUAAAUAAACAAUCUAUCACGUUA
Molecule: messenger RNA, 3515 nt
Organism: Hemiscyllium ocellatum (epaulette shark)
Lineage: Eukaryota; Metazoa; Chordata; Chondrichthyes; Orectolobiformes; Hemiscylliidae
Product: V-type proton ATPase subunit B-like
Exons: 14
Coding region: 118-1650 (510 amino acids)
Biological process (GO): proton transmembrane transport; ATP metabolic process
Cellular component (GO): proton-transporting V-type ATPase, V1 domain
Molecular function (GO): ATP binding; proton-transporting ATPase activity, rotational mechanism
Source: RefSeq, a predicted model, not a curated record